AUGAAAAAUGGACAGUUGUUCAAACUCGCUUACACAUUCAUUGAUAUCUGCAAGGAUUCCUCGGGUGCCUUGAAGUGUUUGGAGCUUGGAGGAGGAUUGGGGCAGCAAAAACCCUUUACACAUGCAUUCAAUAAUACACGACUACCACUUCCUCACAUCGAACAUCCGAAAGACUCUGCCGAGUACCCCCUCCGGAUCUCCUUCUUGGAUCAACAAACUGUUCAGACCGCCCAGAUCGUGUUUAUGACACAACUAUCUUACCAAUUUGAAAAUUGGGAAGACUGCUGCCGAUUCCAAGAGGUGUUGCUUUGUUCGAAGAUCAUUCUGAUGGCAGGUAUCAGCGAGGCGAAGUCAAAAGGUCGUGGAGAGGAAUGCAUAAGCCAGAACCUACGUAUUCUGCGCGGAAAAAAUGGCAAGCAAGUGAUGAUAUAUUUCGCCAAUUCACAGCGCAAAGACUUGAAGCGCUACGUGUCUAUUCCGAGUAAGCGAACACCUUGA
Molecule: messenger RNA, 498 nt
Organism: Penicillium taxi
Lineage: Eukaryota; Fungi; Ascomycota; Eurotiomycetes; Eurotiales; Aspergillaceae
Exons: 3
Coding region: 1-498 (165 amino acids)
Source: RefSeq, a predicted model, not a curated record